AUGAUCAACAUGCGGUUCGUGUCAGUGAUCGUCUACCCGACGCGGGACAGUCUCCAGCUGAUGGGUGCCAUUGUGAUACUGACCGGCAUCUGGAUCAUCUCGCUGGUGCUGGCCUCACCGAUGUUCAUAACCCGGCGGCUCAUCCACUACAACGUGAACCUGCUCGGGAUCGACUACAUCUCGUACUGCGUCGAGGACUGGCCGAUGGCGUACGGCCGGCUGUACUACUCGGUGUUUACGCUGUGCGUCCAGUACGUGCUACCGAUUCUGAUAGUAUCGGUGGCGUACCUGCGGAUCUACUUGAAAUUGAAGCACCGCUUGGUGGUUACCACGACCACGUCCGUCAGUUCCGGCGGCAAAGACCAGCCCCAGCCGGUGCGGGAGCGGGAACGGGGUCGCCGAAUGCAGCGCACCAACUACCUGCUGAUCAGUAUAGCCUUAAUCUUCGGAAUUUCGUGGCUUCCGUUGAACCUGUUCAACCUGUUUGCAGACCUGUAUCUCACGGACAGUGUCUCCCAGGACAUGAUGGUCGCGUACGCCAUCUGCCACAUGAUGGGCAUGAGCUCGGCCUGUUCCAAUCCGCUGCUGUACGGCUGGCUGAACGAUAACUUUCGCAAAGAAUUUAACGAACUUCUCUGCCGGAAGGACACGAGCGCGGUCGGCUCGAAUGGAAAUGGCGGCGGAAAAACGCUCUCGAGAAAAAUUCGAACUACGGCAGCCGUCCCGGAAGUAACGCAGGACCCGCACUGGGAGAAGCGCCUGGAGCAGCUGGACCGACAGGACCGGAUGAAGCUCUGCGGUGACGAGGACAGCGUUUGAAGGGUUUGAUUUUUGACGUCCAAGGACUUUGCUGUAAAAAUUGUAGUUUUUAAGCUCGCUGCUGUUUAAAGUACCGCGUUGAGCAUCAACGGAUUACGCCUAGAUGUAUGCUGAACGAAAAAGGGGAAAGAAAGCUUUCGCGUAGAAGGUGAACGAAAAAGUUGUACUGGUGAAAGCGUUGCACCUGGUUAGAGAAUCUAUACACCAGGGAAGGGCAAUCUGAGGUGCAGGAUAAGUAUUGUCGAUAGAUUCGUACGUCUGACAGUGAUUCUAUGAAGAAAAUAAAUACGACUCUUAAAUGGAAGGCUAAUGCGAGGCUGGAUUUUGAAAAUACAAAAUCUUAUUUUAAAUACUGUUGAUUUUGUUUCAGUAGAUGGAAUAGUGUCAUAAGUUCAAAUCUAUCCUUAUCGUUUCUAUUGCAAACACACAGAAAAAAAAUGAUGGUAAUAUUCAUCAGGAAAUGGUGACAGAUUUUGUGGCAAAAAAAAUGAUUAAUUUUACCCCAGAAAAUGAUGAAUUUUCAUCAGUUUUUGAUGAAUAUUCGUCAGGUUCACAUUUUUACACAUUUUUUAUGUAAUAUUACUCAAAAAAAGAGGUAAUAUUCAACCUACCAAAUUUUCAACAUUCCAAACCUCAACUUUUUUUUUCUGUGCAUUAUUUUUUCAAUAUGCUAUUAAACUCUGAAAGAAACAGUGUGAUAAAAGAAUAAUUAUCAAUGGGGAUGGAGGUAUCUCUUACAUUUCCAUUGGAACCACUUGAUUCGAGGUAUCAACAUUAUCAUUGAGAGGCGAUGACGUUCAACCUGUUAGUGUUCCAACUGAGAUCUAGAAAUCCAUUCGUUUCCAAUAAAUUGGUAUGAUCAUAAAUUGAGGAAUAUCAUAAAUUCUAAAUACGCAUUGAGUAAGUUUCUACGUAUCCGUAUUUAUAUUUUUUUAAUUGAAUAUAACUUUGUUCUUGUAUUGCGUAUAUGUCAAAAAAGCAAUUUUACUUCAGACAUUUUUCCACACAAGUCUCAAUAUAAUUUUCGGGUUGGUCGCAUGUAAAUUUUCGAAAAUCUGUAUUUUAAGAUUUUUUGCCAUCAUCACCUCAAUGAGGAAAGGCUAUAAAAAAACUCGAAAAUUGAACUUCGUAAUUUGACUUCAUACACCCACCUUCACGUAUACAUAUCGACUCAGAAUGAGCAAAUGUCUGUGUGUGUGGUGGGAUGUUGAUCAAAAAAUUGUCACUCGAUUAUCUCGGCACUGGCUGAACCGAUUUUAUCUGUUUUGGACUCAUUAGAUCCGUCUUGAGGUCCCAUUAGUCGCAAUAGAAAAUUGUGAAGUUUAGUUAAGUACUUCAAAAGUUAUGCUAAAAAGUCGAUUUCGACUAAUGUCCAAAAUUGUAAAAAGGGUGGUUUUUUGUAGGAAACCCUUCAUGUUUUACAUUUUUUUAAAGGUAUUUAUAACACCUUUCCAACGAGCCGAACAUAUUGAAGAUCUGGCAACCCUAUCAAAUGUUAUAAGCACUUAAGUGUUAUUUAUACACUUUUUUUUAGGCUGGAUCUCAGAUAUUUUAAUGAAAACAUUGUCCGGAUCUAUCACCCACCGUUGGAUGGGUAAUCAAAAGACCUUUCCAAUGAGUCCACAAUAUCGAAGAUCUGACCACCCUAUCAAAAGUUAUUAGCACUUAUGUGUUAUUUAUACACUUUGUUUAUGCCGGCUCUCAGAUAUUUUGAUGAAAACGUUGUUCGGCUCUUUUAUGCGACCCAUCUUUGAAUUCGUCAUCAAAAGAGCUUUGCAAUGAGCUCAAAAAAUUGAAAAUCUGAAAACGCGCAGUCACAAAAAAAAAAUAGUAAUGAAGCUUAAUUUUUUAAACAUGUAAAGAGGGAAUUAUGCUAUUUUGUCUAAAUGUAUUUACUAUAUGAAUGUCAGGAAGGCACCAACCACCUAAGGAUGGAUUAAGUAACGUUUUUUCAUUGAUUUGGUGUAUUUGGGAUCUGUGGAUUGUAUUUAAAUCUAGCUCGACUUAUAAAUAUUCCCAAAAAAAGUGUUUUUGAACCCUCUUGAUUGAAGCAUUUAAGUAUUUAAAUAUUCUAUAGAAAAUCGAGAAAACUUUUUUUGCCUUCAUCACCUUACUGAGGAAAGGCUAUAAAAUCACUCGAAAAAUUAACUUCUUAAUACGAACCCGUAGACCCACCGCCGCUUAAACCUAUCAACUCAGAAUUGAAUUCCGAACAAAUUUCUAUGCGUGUGUCUGGGUGUGAAUUCGUGCACCAAAAAACUCACUCAAUUAUCUCCGGACUGGCUGAAUUCAUUUGGACCGUUUUGGUCUAAUUCGAUCCGUCUUGCGGUCCCAUAAGACCCUACCUAAUACUAUGAAGUUUAGAUAAGUACUUCAAAAUUCAUGCCAAAAUAACAAUUUUGGCAAAAUUUCGGAAGAUUGUAAACAGGGUGGUUUUUGAAAGAGAACCGUUCUUGUUAUAUAAUUUAAGAAAGAUAUUUGAAAGGAUUUUCAAAUGAGCCAAAAACAUUAAGGAUCUGAUAAUCUUAUCAAAAGUUAUGAGCACUUAGAGGCCGGAUCUCACACAUUUCGAUAAAAGCAAUGUCCGGAUCUAGCAUGCGACUCAUCGUUGGGUGAGUUAUCAAAAGACCUUUCUAACUAGUCCAACAUAUUUAAGAUCUGACCACCCUAUUAAAAGUUAUGAGCACUUAUGUGUUAACUAACCAUUUUUUUUGAGGCCAGAUCUCUGAAAUUUUGAUGAAAAUGAAGUCCGGAUCAAUCAUAAGAGGAUAUUGAAGUUCUGAAAACCUUUUUAAAAGUUAUGAAAAUAAGAUGUUAUAUUUUGUAUUUGCAUUUGCAUUGCUAUUUAUUUAUUGAAGAAAAAAAAGUAAAGGUGAGGAAGCCAUCAGCAUUCUCAAGGUGGAUUAAGUAACGUUUUAUCCAAUAGUUUCCGAGAUAUCGCGAGAUGGAAAAUGAGGUCUAACUAGUUGACACUAAGUAAAACUUAUUUUAUCCGAAAUUCAAAAUUAAAGGGGCAACAACUAGCAGUCCGAUCAACAAAGUCAAAAAAUUGCAGUUCGUGCCUGUCGUGCUAACUUGUCGCACUUGCAUUUUGAGGCCAAAUUGUGUUAAGAAUGUCAUUUUGUGCAGCUCACAAUGCAUCACCCUUUGACCUUCACAGAUCUCCAAAAUUCGAUUCCAAUCCUGAGAUAUUCAAUAAUUUAAUAUCACCAGAGGUGAAAUUGAGCCCUUCUUAAAAAAUGAUGAAACUCGUAAAAAUAUAUUGGUGCAAUUAAUUUUUCAGAAACAUAAUGAUACCAACCAGUGAGAAUUUGACCUAAAGCUUCGAAUCUUUUUACCUUACUAAACCUCGAAUGCCCUUUUUUUUUAAUUUCAGGGGUACAUGAUGGGUCGCAAGAUAAUUAUAUUCAAUUAAGAAAAACUUAUUGGAUUGACAUUAUUAGAAAAAAAAUAAAGGGUACUCAGUCUUUAAUGUUAGUCUAUGAUUAACUUGAAAAAUUAUGUAUCGAUAUUGCACUUUGUCGAUUUAUUAUGAGAAGCCAGAAAGCACAUUUUCACGCACAGCGUAAAACGCGCAAGCGUAGAUGUGCUGGCGUUUAUGCUUCGACUUGAUAACUUGUCGAGCUUUCGAGCGAGAACGAACCGGGACUUCGAAUUUGAUGUUCAGUGUAUGAUUCUGUAUAAAACCAAAAAUUUAAUAGGAAAAAAGGGGGAAAAUAAAACGAAAAACACUAGUAUGGCUAUAUCUCUGGAAAUACAUUUUGGAAAAGCUUCAAAUUUUGGGCACAGGCAGAUUAUGGCGCAUGUUUUCGAAUGGCUUUUUGUUUGAAUUUGAAUUCUUUUUAUUUGAUAGUGUUAUCUGUAAAAUAAUCCAAAAAAUACCUCUAAAAAUGUCUUUGACCUCACUUACUGGUCGAAAAUUGUGAAUCGAAAAAUAAAAUGUUCGUCUCCGACCCCACGGCUACAAAUCUGAAAUAAAAAAAUUGUGGGUUUUACUAGUGGUUUUCCAAUGAUGGAAGACACAAAUUUUUAAGAGCGGAUGCAUACAUCGCACAAGUAUUUCAGAAAAAGAGCUCUCAAAAAUCAGGCUUUGAGUUCCGGGGUUCGGGCCAAAAUUUAAUCGAAAGAGCGCAUCAAAACCUUCAAUUUAAUAAUAGGAUUUUGUUCUGGGACGUUUCCCCACCGCGCACGAUUUUUUUAAGAUUUCUGAGAAAAGCGUUUUCACAAAAGCAAACCUUAAACCUUUCUUUUGUAAGAAAGGCAAAACCGAAAAAACUCCGUGCAUUGUUGUCGCUCUUCAUAGUUUCAAUCUUGUCGUGCCCUGAAAAUAUAUGUGCGACAACUGGCCAAAGGGAUUUCUGGUCAGAGCGCGUUUGACGCACGUACAAGUUAGACUACCGUAAACAUUUGUAAAUAUAACUCGGGACUCCAAAAAAAGUUUAUUAAAAACACUAAAGUACUUAUAACUUUUGAUAGGGUUGUCAGAUCUUCAAUCUUUUGAGCUUGUUGGAAAGGUCUUUUAAUUACCUAUCCAACGAUGGGUCGCAUGAUAGAUCUGGACAACUUUUCCAUCAAAAUAUUUGAGAUCCGGCCUCAAAAAAGUGUAUUAAUAACACUUAAGUGCUCAUAACUCUUGAUGGGGUUGUCAGAUCUGCAACCUUUUGAACGCGUUGGAUAGGUCUUUCAAAUACCUUUCUUACAAUAUAUAGCAUGACGGGUUUUCUUACAAAAACCACUCUUUUUUAUAAUAUUUCAAACUCUAGCCAAAUCGUUUUUUUAGCAUAACUUUUGAAGUACUUUUCUAAACUUCGUAAUAUUAACUAGGGUCUUGUGGGACCCCAAGACGAAUCGAAUGAGAUCAGUUAGGUAUACGUGAAGUUGGGUCUACGAGGUCAAAUAAAGAAGUUCAUUUUUCGAGUGAUUUCAUAGCCUUUCCUUAUGAGGUGAGGAAGGCAAAACAGUACUAUUUAUCAAAAAAUGGGUCCGAUUAUUUUGAUUCAAAUUCGCAUCUUUUGACACAGGAAAUGCACGGACUUUGUUUAAUCCUAAUAAAAUUAAAAAUUAAACUCGAAGAAUGUUGCAAAACUCGUCUUGUUAGCUUAUUUUUUAAAUGAAAUUAACAAAAACAACAACUGAUUUACUUUACUCUAAGCAAAGAAACAUCUUUUGUUUUGUUUGAUUGAUUUCAUGUCAAAUCGGUCUUAGAUUUAUAUCAGAACUGUUUUGUUUUGUUAAACUGGAGCUUACUUGAAUUAAAUCAUUAAAUCCUUUAAAAUAAUAAUUAUUAAACUGACACCAGUCAACUUGAUAAGUUUCAUUACUUUCGACCACCGUAUUGUCCAGCCUCACAUCAGCCGCAAUCCACGCCCACAUAAGUGAACAAAUUCCACUGUUUCGUAAUUUAUUUCCCUUUUGAGCCCAGCAAUGAAUUUACGUCAAUUAAUUGGGAAUCGAAGCAAGAAUGUGUGUCCGGAUAGACGAUCAAUUAAUUACCGAUAAAUUCAUUGUUCCUUUUUGUACAACGGAAGAAUGUGACUUCUUUCUCGCAAGCAGGGAAUUUCUUCACUUGAUUUAUUUACGCUAGACUAGAUUAGGGCAAGCCGCGACCGAGUUUCGUGAGCCAUAGUAAAUUUUACCAAGAUAUACUGUAAUAUAGUUUCCAUAAGAGUAUCCUGUAUCUCUGCAAAGAGCAUCCGACGUUAUAGUUAUACCGGUUUCUGUAAACUAAAAGUUAGCCAGCCGGUUUGUACAGACCAAGUCUAAUGAAAAAAUAAAUAAAUAAAGAAUGAUUCUAUUUUAGUCUAUUACGAGCGAUGACCGGUGAGCCGGGCAGAAUUUUGAACAUAAAGCAACUUUAUCAAUGUUGGGCCAUUUCGAACGCAAAUAUAUCGAAUUUCACUUUUAAU
Molecule: messenger RNA, 6725 nt
Organism: Culex pipiens pallens (northern house mosquito)
Lineage: Eukaryota; Metazoa; Arthropoda; Insecta; Diptera; Culicidae
Gene: NPFR
Product: neuropeptide F receptor
Exons: 3
Coding region: 1-819 (272 amino acids)
Biological process (GO): G protein-coupled receptor signaling pathway
Cellular component (GO): membrane
Molecular function (GO): G protein-coupled receptor activity
Source: RefSeq, a predicted model, not a curated record